Molecule: messenger RNA, 189 nt
Organism: Saprolegnia diclina VS20
Lineage: Eukaryota; Oomycota; Saprolegniomycetes; Saprolegniales; Saprolegniaceae
Exons: 1
Source: RefSeq, a predicted model, not a curated record
AUGAAGCACAUUGCGGACCGCAAGUAUACGACCGACUCGGACCUCGAGCGUGCGAAUCUAACCGGCGGCACAAUCGAGCAGGCCAAACCGAUCUACAUUGAAGACAAGUGGAGUCUCUCGGGGCUUUGGAACGACCGCGUCGCCCGGAAACGCGCCGUCUUGCUCGUCACGGGCCUCGCGCUGCUCUUU